Messenger RNA from Plectropomus leopardus (leopard coralgrouper), 532 nucleotides. NCBI's taxonomy places the organism in Eukaryota, Metazoa, Chordata, Actinopteri, Perciformes, Serranidae. The record is from RefSeq and is a predicted model, not a curated record.
CCACAACACGCAUGUAUUAUAUUUGCUGUCAGUUAGCUGUAAGAAAACUUUGGGGACAUGAGCGCUGAUAAUCGCGGUGGAAAUGUGUCUGUGCCUUUUCGAAAUCUGCUGAACUCAAUCCAGUGCGUUAGAGACCGAGUCAGAGAUGGAGAGUCCAAUGAGUCAGAUGGAGCUUUUAACCUCUCCAACUUCUGGGACACUCUGAACCAGGCAGUGAAGGCAGUGUCUCAGGAAGCCACGAAACUCAGCCUGGCCUUCUCCAAACCCCCGCUACCAUCACAACAGGACGGAGAGAAGUUAGCAGAGUCCCUCCUGAAGAGUGUCCUCACCCUGUCCACAGUGUAUUAUUGGCUACCUAAGAGCCAAGGUGUUAGUCUGCGCAGACAGGUCAGAGACGCUACGGUCGAGGUUCUGGAGGGAGUCACACAGCUGGUGGAGGUCAUACUGAGCUCACCGCUACAGAGUCUGUCCCAGGAGCAGCUGACAUCAACAGGAGGUGUGUGGUCAGCCUGCGACCACUUUGCCCAAUUAC